Pelobates cultripes (western spadefoot toad) is the source of this 238-nucleotide messenger RNA. NCBI's taxonomy places the organism in Eukaryota, Metazoa, Chordata, Amphibia, Anura, Pelobatidae. The record is from the annotation of a GenBank genome assembly.
AUGCUCCGAGUGACUCAUUCUCAUAGAAGGAACGCGGACUCAGAGUGCGAUCACAUUUUACAGAGUGCGACUCUCUCAUACACUCAACGCACUAUGGUGCCGUCCAUUUGUUCCUCACACAGGCUUGUACCUGUACAGGUCAACUAUGACCGCAUAGAGGGGCGUCCCUCCUACAUCCAAUUUAAAUAUGAUGUCCGCGCUACUGAUUUCGUUCUAGAGGGCUACCUGAUCGGGCUAG